Dunckerocampus dactyliophorus (ringed pipefish) is the source of this 3489-nucleotide messenger RNA. RefSeq names its product dystrotelin (gene dytn). The record is from RefSeq and is a predicted model, not a curated record. Gene Ontology annotation, molecular function: zinc ion binding; calcium ion binding. Gene Ontology annotation, cellular component: plasma membrane. Gene Ontology annotation, biological process: synaptic signaling. Lineage: Eukaryota; Metazoa; Chordata; Actinopteri; Syngnathiformes; Syngnathidae.
CUUCCACGUCUCCGUGUCUGACGUCAUCACUCGUCUGGAUGCUGAUUGGUGGACAGCCGGCAGGCGAGCAGCAGCUCGGAUGACAAAUGAAACAUUCAGCAGCUUCUUUCCUUCCAGACGGCCGCAGACCAACACUCAGCAUGGAUGGCAACACCCUCAUGCUUUGUCACGAUGCUGUACUUCCUGUCCUGAUGAGUGCUUGUGUUUCAGGUGUGGAGGGUUUAGGUGACGUGGGUGUGCGGGCUUACCGGGUGGCGGUGGAGCUUGAACAUCUGCAGCGCUUCUGUCACAUGGACCGGGUCCUGCUUCAACACAUCGGCGCAGCACUUGACACGGGGGGCGGGGUGGAGCGUGCAGGUGUGCUGAGCGAGCAGGAAGUCAGUCAGAACCUAAACAGGAUGUUCCGCCACGCAUCGGAGGAACCAUCGAGUCAUGUGAUGUUGGAGGCGUCGGAGAAGAUGUGCGGUCUGAUGUUCAGGAUGUUUGACAGGAACGGGUCGGGUCAUGUUGCCUCUCUUUCUCUUCACGUUGCUGUCAUCUGUUUAGCCGCUGACACGCCGCUGCUGAAAUAUGAAGCCCUGGCAUGUGCAGCAGCAAGCGCUUUUGGAUCCAUCAGCAGGUCUUCCCUCAGGUCCUUGUUGGCCAACGUGAGCCAGGUUCCCAGGCUGGUCCAGCAGGAAGCCGUGUUUGGUGACGUGGAGGAGGCAGUGAGGUCGUGUUUCACCGGGGUGCACGGCCACGCCGUCAGCAGGGCGCACGUGCAGUCGUGGCUGCAGAGUGAUCCUCCUCUGUUGCUAUGGUUACCGAUCUUGUCUCGUCUGGCCGGGACCGGGAGGCUGGUUCACGACGUGCGCUGUCGCCUGUGCAAGAUAUUUCCCAUCAGAGGACCGAGGUAUCGCUGCACGAGGUGUGCGAGCUUCCAGGCGUGUCAGAGCUGCUUCCUGUCUGAGCGACACGAACAUCGCCACCCGCUUAUGGAGUUGACGACACAGCCCACCUGGCGUGAGUCUGUGUCCUCAUUCGUGCGAUGCGCCGCUCGCUUCCUGUCACCACGGCGGCGUAAUCGAAGAGGAGCUGCCAGGGGGAGGGGCCUGAAGGAGAGUCCCAGGUGAGUACCUUUCAUGACUUUCACAAUAAAAUACAGCAAGAACACACCUUUACCUUUACCUUUAAGUGGCAGCCGUGGCACCCCCUCACAUCAUUCCUCAGCGCAACCUCCCUCAACCUCAUCCUCAUGGUCAUCCCUGCACACCCAUCACAUGCUGAUGGAACAGGGGCAGUCGGAGGGGUCCACCUGGCUGGCGGAAGUCAGAGACGAGCGGCCGCCGGAAGAGCGGGCGCGGCGGUGGCGUCUCGCCGUCCAAUCGGAUCAGGGCGCGCUCCAACAAGGCUGCACGGAGAUGGAGGUCGCCAUGGAAACCAUCACGCAGCACAACUGCCGUCUGCAGGUCAUGCUGGCGCAGGCACUGAAGACGAGGAAGACACAGCAGGACAGCAAAGAUGACCCAGGAUGGGACAGCAAAGACGACCCACCACGGGACACCCAAGAUGUCUCACCAUGGGACAGCCAAGAUGUCCCACCACGGGACAGCAAAGACAACCCACCACGGGACAGCAAAGACGACCCACCACGGGACAGCAAAGAUAUCCCACCACGGGACAGCAAAGACGACCCGCCACGGGACAGCCAAGAUGUCCCACCACGGGACAGCAAAGACGACCCACCACGGGACAGCAAAGACGUCCCACCAUGGGACAGCAAAGAGGACCCACCAUGGGACAGCCAGGAUGUCCCACCACGGGACAGCAAAGACGACCCACCAUGGGACAGCCAAGAUGUCCCACCACAGGACAGCAAAGACGACCCACCAUGGGACAGACAAGAUGUCCCACCACGGGACAGCAAAGACGACCCACCACGGGACAGCAAAGACAACCCACCAUGGGACAGCCAAGAUGUCCCACCACGGGACAGCAAAGACGACCCACCAUGGGACAGCCAAGAUGUCCCACCACGGGACAGCAAAGAUGUCCCACCACGGGACAGCAAAGACGUCCCACCACGGGACAGCAAAGACAACCCACCACAGGACAGCCAAGAUGUCCCAGGACAGGAGAGCAGAGCAAGCGGUGCACCAUCUUGUGAAGACGAGGCCUUGGUGUUGAAGGCGGAUGAAGCGCCGAGUGAAAAGGGGGACACCCCAUCCACCAGGUCACAUGACAUCCAGUACGAGGAGGAUGGGGGUGUGGCUGACGCCGGUCCAGAGGAGCUGCUGCAGGAGACGGUGGACAGACUGACACGUGUCUUGGGUCUUCAAUCACCAGAUGUUUUCCAUUUGAUUGGAGCGGGUCGUGACAAGGGGGCGGAGCUGACCAAGGCCGCAAAGCAGGUGGGGGACUCCUUACGCCGCCUGGUGGACAGCGUGAGGCGGGCCCCGCCCCUGACGGUGACGUGUAAGUGUGACGUAUGAAUAUGAGGAGCAGCAGCGGAUAAGUAGAAAAACACACAAACAGGACACUUGGUGCAAAAAACCAUGUGUUGUCCAUUAAAACUUUCAAGUAUCUUCAGUGGAGAAACGUUCUCAUUUGAAGGAAGGCUGCAGCAACUACGAGGUAACGUGGCCUCCUCCUACCCUUUGCCGCUGAGAGGGUCGGGAUGGGUCCUCCGUCCUGACAGAGACACUGGACGGGAUAGCGUGACGUGGUGGCUUUGUGAUGACAGCAAACACAUCCUUGGCAUGUGACGUGAUGGCAGAUGGCGUGCAGCACAAGGAAGCGCGCUCAUACAAAAGAAGAAUACCAGUGAAGAGUGAGUGUAAAUGUGUGACAAAACCAAUAAACGCUCAACACAGCCUUUCCUUUCUCCUCCUUCCUCUUUUUCAAAAGUCCAAAUAUUAUGGAAAUAAUAAUAUUAGGAAAAAAACAUACAAGCAAAAAACAGCAGAAAUGGAAUCAUUUUACAAGAAAAAAAGUCAAAAUACUAAGAGAAAACAGUCACAAUUUUAUGAGAAUAAACUGGUCAUUUGAUGAGGAAAAAUAACAUCAUUUUAGUAGCAUAGAGUUAAAAUACUUUUGGAAGAGUUGCACUAUUAUGAGAAAAAACAAAAAAAAGGUGUAAAUUGGGAAAUGAAGUUGGGGAAAAAGUCAAAAUAUUAUAAGAAUAAAGUGAUAAUAUUAUGGGAAUGAAGUGAUAAUAUUAUGGGAACAAAGUGAUGAUAUUAUGAGAAUAAAGUCAUAAUAUUAUGGGAGUAAAGUGAUAAUAUUAUGGGAAUAAAGUGAUAAUAUUAUGGGAAUAAAGUGAUGAUAUGGGAAUAAAGUGAUAAUAUUAUGGGAAUAAAGUGAUGAUAUUAUGGGAAUAAAGUGAUAAUACUAUGGGAAUUAAAUGAUAAUAUUAUGGGAAUAAGGUGGUGAUAUUAUGGGAAUAAAGUGAUAAUAUGAGAAUAAAGUGAUAAUAUUAUAGGAAUAAAGUGAUAAUAUAAUGGUAAUAAA